UCGAAAGAGGGCGACAUUUCUUAUGCAAUUUGGCAAUUUUUACGCUUCAUUCUACUAUUUCUAGCUCUAUCUAACUCUUACUGACUGGAAAUGUUUGGGCUCGUUAGCAGACCUACAAGGAGGAUCGGGCAGACGCUCUCCUACCUACAGAGGCAUAACAGCACUUUGAUCGUAGCAGAACACAACAAUGAGAGUCUUGUACCCAUCACCCUCAACGCCAUCUCGGCUGCAAAGAAGGUCGGGGGAGAGAUCUCCUGUCUUGUUGCUGGUACCCAGUGUGCAAAGGUAGUGGAAGAAUUAUCCAAAGUUUCUGGGGUAACCCGCAUCUUGGUGGCAGAGAGCGAGGAGUACAAGGGUUUUCUCCCCGAGUCUCUCACCCCACUCCUUAUGGCCACCCAAACACAAUUCAACUUCAGCCAUAUCGCAGCAGGUGCAUCCAGCUUUGGGAAGAGCUUGCUGCCGCGCCUGGCUGCUAAGCUCGACGUUGCUCCCAUCUCGGAUAUCAUUGACAUCAAGGCCCCUGACACAUUUGUGAGGACAAUAUAUGCAGGAAACGCUAUAGCCACAGUGAAGUCCCUUGAUGCCCUGAAGAUCUUCAGUGUAAGGGGUACAGCGUUUGAACCAGCAGAAGCUACAGGAGGAGCAGGAGCAUCAGAACCAGCACCUGCCUGUGAUGUCAAGAAUGACCAGUCAUCCUGGCUUAGCCAGUCGUUGUCCAAGAGUGACCGACCAGAACUGACCAGUGCUGAUACAGUCAUCUCUGGAGGGAGAGGUAUGAAGAAUGGUGAGAACUUUGAGCUCCUGUACACUCUAGCCACCAAGAUGAACGCAGCCGUGGGCGCCUCCCGAGCAGCCGUUGACGCUGGUUUCGUUCCCAAUGACAUGCAGGUUGGACAGACCGGCAAGAUCGUUGCCCCACAAUUGUACAUAGCCGUUGGUAUCUCAGGUGCAAUCCAGCAUUUAGCUGGUAUGAAGGAUAGUAAGACCAUUGUCGCUAUCAACAAGGAUCCCGACGCACCCAUCUUCCAGGUCGCUGACCUUGGACUUGUUGCUGAUCUUUUCAAGGCUGUUCCAGAAAUGACCGAGAUGCUGGACAAGUAGAGACGAACUUUACCAAGAAGAGCCAGUGCCAUUGGCAAAAAUUUCCAAAAUUCCCUGUGCACUACUGGGGAUGUAUCCCACUAAGUGCCCAUAGUGUAUUAAUAACUUGAAUACGAUCUAAACGGUGUUGCACCAAUAUCUAAUGCUGUGGAAAAUUAUUCUUGCUUCGGGCAAUGCUGAUGAUCUACAUUAUUCAUUACACGUCAAGCAGAGUUAGAGUGAAAAUAGUUUAACAUCUAAAUUUGGUAAUUUUUUAAGUUUGUGAAAAACCGAUUUGCCCAAUUUCUUGAGAAUUUGAGAAUUUAAAGCUUACAUCUAAAAGUAUUCAAUAAAUGUCCCAAUUCAACCAGUCCAUCUUUCAUUCUUUAGUUACAAAAAACAAAAACAUCCUUUUACAAGGGGUAUGAAUUACUUAGUAACUGUACCUCUUGGUCUAUUAAGGGACUAGUGUACAUUUGUACAUAAUACAACUGUAAAGUGCUUAGAGACAUCGUCCAAUGCAUUAAGCGAUAUACAAAAGCGGAGUAUUAUUAUAAUUACAAGGAGAUAUACGACUGCUGAUGUUUUGGUACUCAUGCCAAAGAGCGAUAAGCAAACCUCGUCACUUGGCCCCUUCCGGUCUUUCUCUUUCCUGGAGAACUUAUUUGCAGAUGUAUGAAGUAUCAUAUUAUAUAACAAGGACAUUUGUGUGAAUGACGUUGUUUUGCAAUAAUAAUAAUAAUAGUGGGUUCUUGUAUAGCGCUCAUGUCAGUCAGAUUUGACCCUCCUGGCGCUCCCGAUUAUUACCCUGGCUUUAGCACGGCUGCCAUACGGCGCUCUAACAUUUCAAGGAAUUAAUUCCUGCCAGGUACCCAUAGCAAAGCACGAGUUGGACGCUUAUUGACUCGGUGUUUGUCUUUUGCCAGCUGGUACUCACAAAAUUUAUUCAAGUUUUAUGAACUCUGUAUUUUGGUAUUUGAUUGAACACCCUUAUGGCUCUAAGUUCUCAACAGACUAAUAUACAUUUAUCUAUCAAAAUCCUUCCCUGUCCAAACUAUUGAACAAAGCUCACUUAUAUAAGAAAAGAUACUACCGGUUUAUGUCAUCAUUAUUAUCCUGCUGUGGAAUGUAUUGAUUGUUAAAAUGAAAUAUGUGGUCUGUAAAAGGUCCUGUUUGAGAAAAAGAAGUAAAACAAAAAAUUAAAUGAUGGACCAUUAUGCAUGUAUAAAUAAAUUAUCUGUGAUUGUAUUUUGCACAUAUGAAUGUUACAUUUGAGGUGAGAUGAAGGACGAUGUAUAGCAAUAUGUUGACAAAGAGAUGAAUAAAAUGUGAUAUUUUACCUCAA
Messenger RNA from Strongylocentrotus purpuratus (purple sea urchin), 2425 nucleotides. RefSeq names its product electron transfer flavoprotein subunit alpha, mitochondrial-like. Gene Ontology annotation, molecular function: electron transfer activity; flavin adenine dinucleotide binding. Lineage: Eukaryota; Metazoa; Echinodermata; Echinoidea; Camarodonta; Strongylocentrotidae. Gene Ontology annotation, cellular component: mitochondrion. The record is from RefSeq and is a predicted model, not a curated record. The transcript is spliced from 8 exons. The coding region runs from base 91 to 1101 and encodes 336 amino acids.